GUCAAGCCCCUGCGCUGGGCCCAGCUCCCAGCGGAGGCGCGGGGCCAGAUUGCGGCGAUCCACCGUCGCGGGGGGCAGUCGCAGCGGCGCGCGCCCCAGGCCCUGCCGCGGCCGAUGGCACAAGUGGCUCGCGAAGAGCCGCCGACAGUCACCCGGAAGCUCGCCCGGGCCUUCGCGGCGCCGACGAGCUCCAUGGACAUGCUGCGCUGGGCGCGCGCGAGCUCGCCGAUGUGCGCAGCUGCGUUGGUGGCCCCGCAG
This is a messenger RNA of Prorocentrum cordatum, 258 nucleotides long. The record is from the annotation of a GenBank genome assembly. NCBI's taxonomy places the organism in Eukaryota, Dinophyceae, Prorocentrales, Prorocentraceae.